CAUUAUUAACAGCCAUAUCAAACACUCCAUUUGUUCAAGUAUCCAUAUGAUCUCAAACCCUCAAACAACAAUAAUGCAUUCUCACAACCUUCUCCUCUUACUCCUCUUCUUGUUCUUCUUCACCUGUUCAUUUGCAGAACUCUGCAAUCCAGAUGACAAAAAAGUCCUCCUCAACAUAAAAAAAGCCUUCAACAAUCCCUACAUUCUAACCUCAUGGAAACCUGAAGAAGAUUGUUGCACAUGGUAUUGUGUUGAAUGUGAUAAAAAAUCCCACCGGAUCAUCGCCCUCACCAUCUUCGCCGAUGACAAACUCAAGGGCCAAAUCCCACCCAGCGUCGGCGACCUCCCAUUCCUUGAAAACCUCAUGUUUCACAAGCUUCCAAAUCUCGUUGGCCCCAUCCCACCUACCAUUGCUAAACUCCACAAACUCAAAUACCUUGACCUAAGUUGGAACGGUCUCUCCGGCUCAAUCCCGAGCUUCCUCGACUCCCUCUCCGAUCUCGAUUAUCUCGACCUCUCUUUCAACCGCCUCACCGGCUCCAUCCCCAGCUCCCUUGCUAACCUCCGCCACCUCGGCACUCUCCAUUUGGACCGAAACAAAUUAACCGGACCGAUCCCCGAUUCCUUUGGAAACUUCAAGGGAAAAAUCCCUUACCUCUACCUAUCCCACAACCAACUCUCAGGGAAAAUUCCAGCUUCCAUGGGGGGAGUGGAUUUCAAUUACAUUGAUUUGUCAAGGAACAAGCUCGAGGGCGACGCAUCGGUGCUAUUCGGAGCAAAGAAGACGACAGAAAUUAUCAACUUGUCGAGGAACUUGUUAGAAUUCGACAUGUCAAAGGUUGUGUUUCCUCCAACCUUAACAUGGUUGGAUCUUAAUCAUAAUAAGAUCUUUGGGGAAAUUCCGAUGGGAGUUGUGAAGUUGGAGUUGCAGAUGUUGAAUGUGAGUUAUAACGCGCUUUGCGGUCGGAUUCCAGUCGGGGGGAAGUUGCAGAGCUUUGAUGCCUACUCCUAUUUUCAUAAUAAGUGCUUGUGUGGUAAGCCGCUUGGUAGCUGCAAAUGAUGAAGUUGAAGAGACUCCAUAACAUAUUCUCUAUUAUUAUUAGUGAUUUUCUUUUCUUUGUGUUGCUUUUUAAUUAUGUUGUGAGACUUUAUUCAAGUUGGGAUUUGCACAAUUUAGAGUCGAAAAACUCUGGUUUUGGUGUUUUUUUAGCGUAAGGUGAAGAUUUGAAUCUUUGAUCUCCAUUACCGAGAGAUAUCCAAGUAUAAGUGUCCAAAUUAUUAAAGUGAUAUGUCAGUCUUAACAUCUGUAUUUGUUGUA
Molecule: messenger RNA, 1318 nt
Organism: Benincasa hispida (wax gourd)
Lineage: Eukaryota; Viridiplantae; Streptophyta; Magnoliopsida; Cucurbitales; Cucurbitaceae
Product: polygalacturonase inhibitor-like
Molecular function (GO): protein binding
Source: RefSeq, a predicted model, not a curated record